AUAGUCUUUGGCGCAUGCGUUUGAAAAAGGUAAUCGACAACUUCCGGCACGUUGCGACAUUAAAAAAUGGCAGAUUCUGAUGACAAGAGCACGUUAUUGCCAGUAGUUGUUGAUUACAUCAAACGAAAAUGCAAAGAGUUUGUUCCAAUGUUGAACAAGUCACCCAAGUUUAAAAAUGUACAGACAGAUGGCAGUCCUAAACUUGAAGAGGUGUUUGCUCAAUGGAAGAGUGAGGGUGUGAAAAGAAAGUUGGGUACUGAAGGCAGUCCAGCAGCAGCUAAGAAAGCAAAGAAAGAGGAAUCUAGUAGUAGCAGUAGCAGCUCUGAAAGUGAAGAUGAAAAGCCUAAAGCACCGGUAUCAAAAGCUGCUACAGUGAAACAAGCAGGCCAGAAGGGAACUGAGGCUGUCAAACGAUUGCACGAAUCAAGCUCUAGUGAUUCGUCUUCAUCUGAUAGUGAUAAUGCAAAACCUCCACCUAAAAAACAAGCAACAGUAUCCAAGCCAACAGCUCAAAAGAAGGCAGAUUCCAGCUCCGAUAGCAGUAGUGAAUCUAGUGAAGAUGAAAAGCCUAAGAAACAAGCCCCAGCGAAAACAGUAGUUCCAAAGCAAGUCCCCAAAAAGAAAGAAGAAAGUUCUAGCUCUGAUUCUUCAGAUGACGAGAAACCCAUAGCAAAGAAAACUGUGCCUGCUAACAAGAAAACUGCUACUGCUAACAAAGGCUCUGAUUCAAGUGGAACCUCUGACUCUGAUGCUGAUUCUGAAAGUACAGACGAUGAGAAGUCUUCAGGAAAGAAGAAAGUACUUAAAAAGAAAGUAACCCCACAGGCAAAAACAUACAAUAAUGUACCACCUCCAGCACAAAAGGCUACACCAGUCAAAUCUGCCGUUAAGAAAGAUUCGAGCAGUGGUAGUAGUGAUGAUAGCUCCAGUGAUGAUAGUACAAAGAAAAAGGCUGUGCAACCUAAACCAGCAGUUUCAAAGCUAGCAGAAGUAAAAGCAGUUGCAAAGAAAGACAGUAGCAGCAGCAGUAGCGACAGGUCAAGCGAAGAUGAAGCCCCUAAAGCUAAACCGACUCAGGCUAAACCACCUCCAGCAAAAGCAGCAGCAAAGAAAGAAAGUAGUAGUAGUGAUUCAAGCUCUAGUGAGGAUGAAGCACCAAAGAAAGUGCAAGCAAAACCUGCAAGUCCUAAAAAACCACAGGCAGUUGUAACAAAGAAAGAUAGCAGCAGCAGUAGUAGUAGUGACUCCAGUUCUGAAGAGGAAACCCCUAAAACAAAAGUUGCUGCUAAAUCACCAGUGCCUGUUAAAGCAACAGUGAAAAAGGCUGAUAGUAGUAGCAGUGAUUCCAGUUCAAGUGAAGAUGAAACUCCAGCUGCUAAAAAAGUUGCGUCACCUGCAAAAGUGGCAGUUAAGUCAACACCAGCUAAAAACGCAAAGGCAGACUCAAGUUCUAGUAGUUCUGAUUCUUCUAGUGAAGAUGAGGCACCAAAGAAAUCACCUGCUGUUUCAAAACAAGUAACUCCUAAAGCACCUCCAAAAGCAGCUGCUAAAGAUUCCAGCUCAAGUAGUUCUGAUUCAAGCUCUGAGGAUGAAGCCACUAAAAAGACAGCACAAUCUGUAACUCCAAAGGCUGUAGGUGGUAAGCCAGCUGCUGCUAAAGCAAAAACCAAAGAUUCAAGUUCAAGUAGUUCAGAUUCUAGCUCAGAGGAUGAAGCUCCCAAUAAAGCUGCUGCAGCAAAAUCUGUAACUCCAGCAAAACCAGCAACUCCCAAAGUUGCUGCAAAAACAGCAACACCUAAAGCUGCAGUUAAAGAUUCAAGUUCAAGUAGUUCAGAAUCUAGUUCAGAAGAUGAAGCCCCAAAGAAGGCUACACCAGCCAAACCAGUAACUCCUAAAGUUGCAGCAAAAACAGCAACACCCAAGGCUGCAGCUAAAGAUUCAAGUUCUAGUAGCUCAGAUUCUAGUUCAGAAGAUGAAGCCCCCAAGAAAGCUACACCUGCUAAACCAGUAACUCCUAAAGUUGCAGCAAAAACAGCAACACCCAAGGCUGCAGCUAAAGAUUCAAGUUCUAGUAGCUCAGAUUCUAGUUCAGAAGAUGAAGCCCCCAAGAAAGCUACACCUGCUAAACCAGUAACUCCUAAAUUUGCAGCAAAAACAGCAACACCCAAGGCUGCAGCUAAAGAUUCAAGUUCUAGUAGCUCAGAUUCUAGUUCAGAAGAUGAAGCCCCCAAGAAAGCUACACCAGCUAAACCAGUAACUCCUAAAGUUGCAGCAAAAACAGCAACACCCAAGGCUGCAGCUAAAGAUUCAAGUUCUAGUAGCUCAGAUUCUAGUUCAGAAGAUGAAGCCCCCAAGAAAGCUACACCAGCUAAACCAGUAACUCCUAAAGUUGCAGCAAAAACAGCAACACCCAAGGCUGCAGCUAAAGAUUCAAGUUCUAGUAGCUCAGAUUCUAGUUCAGAAGAUGAAGCCCCCAAGAAAGCUACACCAGCUAAACCAGUAACUCCUAAAGUUGCAGCAAAAACAGCAACACCCAAGGCUGCAGCUAAAGAUUCAAGUUCUAGUAGCUCAGAUUCUAGUUCAGAAGAUGAAGCCCCCAAGAAAGCUACACCAGCUAAACCAGUAACUCCUAAAGUUGCAGCAAAGACAGCAACACCCAAGGCUGCAGCUAAAGAUUCAAGUUCUAGUAGUUCAGAAUCUAGUUCAGAAGAUGAAGCCCCUAAAAAAUCUACACCUGCUAAACCAUUAACUCCUAAAGGUGCUGCAAAACCAGUAACACCAAAAGCAGUUGCUAAAGAUUCAAGUUCCAGUAGUUCAGACCCUAGUUCAGAAGAUGAAGCCCCCAAGAAAGCUGCAUCUUCAUCAUUAAAUAAACAACAAUCCCCGGUGUCUCAAAAUAAAAAUGUAAAGACUCCUACUCCAAAAUCACAGAUAAAUAAAAAGGACAAUACAAGUAGUAGUGACUCUAGCUCAGAAUCAGACAAUGAAAAUACAAAGACAGUGAAUACCUCUAAAGUAAAUAAAUCCCAAAGUGUUCCAAAUAAAUCACAAAAUAAAUCAGACUCUAGUUCAGACAGUGACUCCUCAGACUCUGACAAUGAAAAAUCCAAAUCUGUUUCAAAAUCACCUGGUUUAACACCAGUUAUUGGUAAAACUAAAGCGGGGAAACAAAAUGGUCCAGUAACUUCUACACCAUAUUCCAAGGUAAACGGGAAUGCUGAAGAGGGUUCUGAUGAUUCAGGAGUUAGCUCAGGCUCACAUGAAGUUAACUCUAAUAACAAGAAUAAUACCAGUCAGAAUAACAGUAAAACACAGAGAAGAAGGAGCAGUCCAUUCAGACGUGUAAGGGAGGAGCAAGUUGAAGUAGAUGAUAGAUUGAAGGAUAAUUCAUUUACUGCGAAGAGAGGAGCACAUGGAUCAUGGGGUGAGAAAGCCAACAAAGACCUCAUUGUGACGAGGGGUAAAUCGUUCCGACACGAGAAAACGAAGAAAAAACGAGGCAGUUACAGAGGUGGAGCUAUAGACACCAGCAAUGUACAUUCUAUUAAAUUUGAUGAUUAAGCCAUUUUUGUUCACUUGAUGUUAAAAGAACAUUGAUCAAUUUAAAGAAUGAUUUAUCACAUGAAAAAAGUAUUAACAUGAUCAUUUUAUUUCAACUUUUUGUCAAGAAUAAUUAUUUUGAAUGGCUAGAUAAAUAUUGAAAGUGUUGUUCUGUUACAAAGUAAAUGCACAAUCUAUGGUAUAACUGUGUAAAAGAUUUAUUGAAACAUUUAUGUGAAAGUGCUUGUUUAAUAUAUGGUUAGGUAUGGCAUAUAUAUGUAUGAAUGGUUGUAUAAAAGCAGUGGUUAUUUGUCAUCAUUUGGAACUUUGUGCUCUGGUGCUACUUUCUGUAUUGCUUGAGUUUUGAUCGAUAUUUUAUAAUGUUCAAACAAUUUAUUUUUUUCCAAUUCAUGUCAAGUAUUUUGAUAAUAAUGCAGGAAAGUUGCCUGGAAACCAUUUAUAACAGUCAUGUGGAUAACAUUAAUGUUUGAUAUUAUUACUGUUGUCACAGAACUUGACAGAUAGUUUUUCGAUGCACAAUAGCCACAUUGUUCUUAACAUUUAAUGAUUUAUUCACCAUGUGUUCUUUAUUAUCUAUGUUUGAUAAUAUUCAUUUGAGGCAUUUAUGUACUUUAUUUGUUGAACUGUAUGGAAUUUUGAAUUCAUUUAGAUAUGAUAUAGUUUAUGAUCAUGUAAAAUAUUUGAUAUACAAGAUAUGAUGUUUUGAUGAGAUUGUGGAUAAUUAUAUUAUAUUAUUUAACAAUUAUGACAGAACCUCGUCUGUUAUUGAUAUACAUGUAUAUAACAGGAUAUUCAUUGGGACAUUCUUUAAAAGUACUGUACAAAUUGAAUUUAUCCCAUUCUUUAAAACAUUGAACUGAGAGCAAAGUAAAUGUUGCUUUCCCUGAAUUAAACUAAUUUUUAUAUAAUUUGUGUGUGAUUAUUGUAAAAAUGAAUUAAUUAUUUUUAUUGACUUAAUUCAUGAAUGAACAACACAUUCACAUGUUUGUUUUCUAUUUACUUUUAUCUUUGCAUAGUAGAUAUUUUUUGUUGCCGGGGAGGGCUUUAAUAUCAGGCUCAUAUUAUUAUUUGAGAAAUUUUGCAUAUAAAUUAUUGUUGUAAUGAUUUGGUUAAUAGUAUUACUCUCCAUGUGUUAUCAUAGUGAAGAUUUUUCUAUACAGAUAAAUAGUCCAGUUUUAAGGAUGUCUUUAAUGAGGAGUAUUAUGUAGGUAAGGACAUUUUGUUAAAAUGUUUGUUUCAUAAAGGUAAAAUAAAAUUUGUACGAAAAUAGCUAGGUUUAUGGAUGGAGAUGUGUAUUUGACGAUAAGUAUUAUGUUCUUGGUAAUUCCACGUGUUGCAGUAAUGACUGUUUAUCACUGUGGGUAAACAAAUCUACUUUAUAUGCUGGCAAAAAUGAUAAUUUAAAUUGUUUAAUCAUGUAAUUUACGAGACAGUCACAGGAAGUAAAGGUUCUUCAAAUUGUAAUAACCCAUACACAUUGUAUUGUAUUGACUCUCAAUAAAGGUACACUUUGUUUAUGAUAAUACCUUAUUAGUCCCCUACCGGUUUAACCGGAGGGGACUUUAGGUUUACCCUCCGUCCGUCUGUCUGUCUGUCUGUCAGUCCGUCCGUCCGUCCACAAAACUGGAUCCCGCGAUAACGCAAAAAGUACUGAAAAUAUUUUUAUGAAACUUGAUAUAUGGAUAGAUGGCAGUAUGGAGAUUAUGCACGUCUUUUUUUUUUCUUCCUAUGUGGAAAAUUCUGGUUGCUAUGGCAACAAAUAGUCUGAAAAUAUGGCAAAUUUAACACAUAAACUGGAUCCAGUGAUAACUCAAAAAGUACUGAAAAUAUUUUUAUGAAACUUGAAAUAUGGGUAGAUGGCAGUCUGGAGAUUAUGCACAUCUUUUUCUUUUCUUCCUAUGUUGAAAAUUCUGGUUGCUAUGGCAACAAAUAGCCUGAAUUUCAAGAUUUCUGAUUUAAAUUUUUCAGCUUUUUUACUGUAUGUUCUUUAUUUCUUAAGGUGUUUACUUCAAACUUUAAAUAUAAGUUUCUGGUCAUCAACCACAUCAUAUGUGACAAGGUUUAUAACUCUAGCACAAAAAAUAUCAGUAUUACCUCCCUUGAACUUAGAUUUUUUAGGGGAAAAAUGUUGUCUUUUUUAAAUAACUUCUCUAUUUCCUAAUGUAUCUACUUCAAACUUCAUAUAUAUGUUUCUUAUUAUCCCUCGACAUUUUUGAGAAGGUUAAAUACUCUAGCAAGACUAUUUCCAGAAUUAUGUCCCCCUUGAACUUAGAUUUUUUCGAGAAACUGGUAUUUUCACUCCAACUUCUUCAUUCCUUAUAGGAUUUACUUUAAAAUCCCACAUCGUAAUAAUAUGACAAGGUUGUAUAAACAUAAUUUCCUUACUAAGCAUGGAAACUUAACACAUUACUGUGAUAUAGACAAACUUAUUUUAUUAUGUUUUGUGGUUGAUAUUUUCAAAUACAGACUUCAUCCUCAAAUUCAUUAUAAAUGGCAAUACACAGGAGUGUAUGACAAUUAAAGAACUUUUUGAGGGACCGGUAGGGGACUACUGUAUUGCCCGCAAUACUAUCAAAUGCUUGUUCAUAACUGUUUUGUCAUAGAACUUAAGUCCAUCUUUUAUUUCAAGCUCAGAUAUAUCAAAAUUAUAUGUUACUUAAGAAUGCAAUCUGUCAUUAUCAAUCACAAAUUUCAGACAUGUCAGGUUGGAAAUUAGUUAUUUAUUUUGAAAUUUUCCAUAGUAUUGGUAAUUGGCAUGUUAAAAGAGUCUCUGUAAUGCUUUCUGAUCAUGAUUGUUUGCAGAUUAAAAGAUUCAAAAUAAA
This is a messenger RNA of Ruditapes philippinarum (Manila clam), 6383 nucleotides long. Its product is annotated as nucleolar and coiled-body phosphoprotein 1-like. Gene Ontology annotation, cellular component: nucleolus; nucleoplasm. The record is from RefSeq and is a predicted model, not a curated record. NCBI's taxonomy places the organism in Eukaryota, Metazoa, Mollusca, Bivalvia, Venerida, Veneridae. Bases 67 to 3561 code for a protein of 1164 amino acids. The transcript has 6 exons.